Messenger RNA from Oreochromis aureus, 4015 nucleotides. RefSeq names its product Fc receptor-like protein 5. The transcript has 22 exons. Gene Ontology annotation, molecular function: transmembrane signaling receptor activity. The record is from RefSeq and is a predicted model, not a curated record. The coding region runs from base 129 to 3422 and encodes 1097 amino acids. Gene Ontology annotation, biological process: cell surface receptor signaling pathway. NCBI's taxonomy places the organism in Eukaryota, Metazoa, Chordata, Actinopteri, Cichliformes, Cichlidae.
GCUCAGUUUUGUCAAUUAAGAUGAUAAAUUAAGUAUUUUUAGUGAGAUUCCACUGUUGUGAGAGAGAGUGCAUGGAUUUUCCACACCUGCUGUGAACAUUUGUAGAUGUGUCAACGCUGGAUGUGAGGAUGGGGCUUAUUUUUCUCUGUGAGCUGGGCCUAUUCUUGCUCUGUACACUUCUCUGCACUGGACACGGUCAAGAUGCUGUAUUAACUAUUAAGCCAAGCUCAUCAAUUUUUUUCAUCGGAGAGACUGUUAUUUUCACAUGUGACAUGAAGGAAGGACUACACACCGACUGGAAUUACAAACUCAACAAGAAUGAUCGAGAACUUAUCGACUACAACCCGAACAAAAGCUACAGAAUGCAAAUUAAAUCAACACUUCACAGUGGUAAAUACCACUGUUCUGGUUACAGAACGAGCUCAUAUUCUACAAAGAACAGUAAUACCAUCUCUAUAACUGUGUUGGCAGGUAAACCCAGGGCCACACUGACUCCAGGAUCAACUAUCAUACCAGUAGGGGGCAGUGUGACACUGACCUGCUCUGUGGGGAGCUCUGCUGGCUGGAAAUAUGAGUGGUUCAGACGUGACCCAAACACUGAAGUUCUAAUCAGAACAGAUGAUCAACCAAACAGAGUAAUCAGAGUAUCUGAAGGAGGAAUCUACCGCUGCAGAGGAAGAAGAGGAAACCCAGUUUACUACACUGAUAAAAGUGAUGAUGUCACCAUUGAGAUAACCUUUUCCAAUAAGGUUGUUGUAAAAGGACGACCCAGCUGGCCUCAGAUAUUCAGCGGUGAGACGAUCAGUCUGACAUGUGAGGUGCAGGAAGGAGGUGAAACCACUGAGUGGGAGUAUAGAUGGAGAGGACCCAACCAAACCACACAGUGGACUCACAAUAAUUACUGGAUAUUCAAUGUUUCUGAGUCCAGCAGUGGAGACUACAUGUGUAAGAGUCGACGCAGAGAUGACUCAUAUUCUUCAACAGAGUGGAGUGAAGCCUUCAACUUGUCAGUAUCAACAGGUAAACCCAGGGCCACACUGACUCCAGGAUCAACUAUCAUACCAGUAGGGGGCAGUGUGACACUGACCUGCUCUGUGGGGAGCUCUGCUGACUGGAAAUAUGAGUGGUUCAGACGUGACCAAAACACUGACGUUAAAAUCAGAACAGAUGAUCAACAAAACAGAGUAAUCAGAGUAUCUCAAGGAGGAAUCUACCGCUGCAGAGGAAGAAGAGGAAACCCAGAUUACUACACUGAUAAAAGUGAUGAUGUCACCAUUGAGAUAACCUUUUCCAAUAAGGUUGUUGUAAAAGGACGACCCAGCUGGCCUCAGAUAUUCAGCGGUGAGACGAUCAGUCUGACAUGUGAGGUGCAGGAAGGAGGUGAAACCACUGAGUGGGAGUAUAGAUGGAGAGGACCCAACCAAACCACACAGUGGACUCAGAAUAAUUACUGGAUAUUCAAUGUUUCUGAGUCCAGCAGUGGAGACUACAUGUGUAAGAGUCGACGCAGAGAUGACUCAUAUUCUUCAACAGAGUGGAGUGAAGCCUUCAACUUGUCAGCAUCAAAUGCUGUGCUAACUGUUGAACCCAGCUCGACCAUUUUCAUCGGAGAGACUGUUAGCUUCAAAUGUGAGGUGAAGGAAGGAGAACACACUGACUGGGAAUACAAAAUUAUCAUGGACGGUCGAGAAAUUUUCAACUCCAACACAAACAAAGGUCUCAGAUUAAAAGUUGCAUCUACACCUCAGAGUGGUAAAUACAGCUGCUCUGCUCACAGGAAGAGCUCACAGAAUACAAAGAACAGUAACACUGUCUCUGUAACUGUGAAGGCAGGUAAACCCAGGGCCACUCUGACUCCAGGAUCAACAAUCAUACCAGUAGGGGGCAGUGUGACACUGACCUGCUCUGUGGGGAGCUCUGCUGACUGGAAAUAUGAGUGGUUCAGACGUGACCAAAACACUGAAGUUCAAAUCAGAACAGAUGAUCAACAAAACAGAGUAAUCAGAGUAUCUCAAGGAGGAAUCUACCACUGCAGAGGAAGAAGAGGAAACCCAGAUUACUACACUGAUAAAAGUGAUGAUGUCACCAUUGAGAUAACCUUUUCCAAUAAGGUUGUUGUAAAAGGACGACCCAGCUGGCCUCAGAUAUUCAGCGGUGAGACGAUCAGUCUGACAUGUGAGGUGCAGGAAGGAGGUGAAACCACUGAGUGGGAGUAUAGAUGGAGAGGACCCAACCAAACCACACAGUGGACUCACAAUAAUUACUGGAUAUUCAAUGUUUCUGAGUCCAGCAGUGGAGACUACAUGUGUAAGAGUCGACGCAGAGAUGACUCAUAUUCUUCAACAGAGUGGAGUGAAGCCUUCAACUUGUCAGUAUCAACAGGUAAACCCAGGGCCACACUGACUCCAGGAUCAACUAUCAUACCAGUAGGGGGCAGUGUGACACUGACCUGCUCUGUGGGGAGCUCUGCUGGCUGGAAAUAUGAGUGGUUCAGACGUGACCAAAACACUGACGUUAAAAUCGGAACAGAUGAUCAACAAAACAGAGUAAUCAGAGUAUCUCACGGAGGGCUCUACUGCUGCAGAGGAAGAAGAGGAAACCCAGAUUACUACACUGAUAAAAGUGAUGAUGUCACCAUUGAGAUAACCUUUUCCAAUAAGGUUGUUGUAAAAGGACGACCCAGCUGGCCUCAGAUAUUCAGCGGUGAGACGAUCAGUCUGACAUGUGAGGUGCAGGAAGGAGGUGAAACCACUGAGUGGGAGUAUAGAUGGAGAGGACCCAACCAAACCACACAGUGGACUCACAAUAAUUACUGGAUAUUCAAUGUUUCUGAGUCCAGCAGUGGAGACUACAUGUGUAAGAGUCGACGCAGAGAUGACUCAUAUUCUUCAACAGAGUGGAGUGAAGCCUUCAACUUGUCAGCAUCAACAGUGCCCAGGACUGGAAACUCUUCAUUUCCUGCUCUGUUGAUCGUUGGACUCAUCUGUGGACUUUUACUGAUUCUUCUUCUGCUGUUGUGUCGCUUCAUACAGUCAAAGGAUUCAUGCUUUGCCAGCACAAAUCAAACCAUAAACCACACGAUCAACCAGGAUGAAGCUCGAGACAGCCAACAUGCUUCUCCUCACCAAGGUGAUGCUUGUCUCUAUGAAUCAGUCAAAGACCAUGAUGACACAGAUAAUGUUGAAUCUGGGGAUGUCACAUAUUCUUUGAUUGAGUUUAAAAACAUCACUCAAAAAGAUGACAGCCUGUUGUAUGCAGAGGUCUCCCACAAGAGAGCUAAAGCCAAGAGAAACAAGGAAAAAUCAGCCUCUGCAGCAGCUGAAGAAGUCACUUAUUCUGAAGUCAAGUCACAACCAGCUCUUGAUUACAGCCUGUUGUAUGCAGAGGUCUCCCACAACAGAGCUAAAGUCAAGAUACUUUAAGGGAAAUCAGCCCCUGCAGCAGCUGAUGAAGCAGUUUAUUCUGAAGUCAAAUCAAAACGAGUUGUUAGUAAUACAGAAAUAAAAUAGCUUACAUACUGUGAUUUGUUGUUGUAAUGAUUAACUCAGAGUGAACUGAGUCCCAAAUCACCUUUAAACACUGAAUAAUUCUGCAUUGAUUUGAAUUUAACAGCACUGGAAGAAAGUAGAGGAACAACAAAAGAAGAUUACGAUUAACUUUUUUAUGAAAAGUUUUCUUUCAUUUUAAAAAAGCUGCAGCAGCAAGUGAUAGUGUGGCGUUAGGAUCAGGAUCUUUCCACUUUCACAUACGCAUUUAUUGAACUGCAUAUAUUGUUACAUAUAUAUUUACAGAUGUGUCCUUUGUCUUUGCAAAUCAUUAUUUUUGUUCCUCUGGAUGGAUUAAGAACCAUUACAUAUAUUUCUAAAAACUUGUGUUUUUAAAUAGUUUUGUACAUUAAUAAACAUUUUUUAUUUGUUUGUUUCAUAUUUGGUAAGCUGCUGUCAAACUUUUGAUUCUGUUAUCUCAUUUUGUGUGUCAUUUAAACAAUAUAUUCUUUUUUAUAUAAACGUUAUCC